Molecule: messenger RNA, 1545 nt
Organism: Dovyalis caffra
Lineage: Eukaryota; Viridiplantae; Streptophyta; Magnoliopsida; Malpighiales; Salicaceae
Source: the annotation of a GenBank genome assembly
AUGGAUUGCAAUUUCACGCCCAUCUGUUUAUGCCCUAUAUUUCCAAUGGCAAGUGAUGUUUCAAAGAGGAGUAGCAUAACUUUGAUGGCCCAUUCCAGUACAAGAAUCUGCUACAGAAAGAUACCUAAAAACAUUCGUUAUCCGCGACGCUCCAAGCUUCCUCCGGAUUUUGGGGUUAAUCUGUUCUUGAAGAAGCCUCAAACGGAUUCAAUUCAAGAUCACAGUAAUGAGUUAACUGAAGAGGAGGAGGAGGAGGACGGAAUCGAAGAAAAUAGUGGCGAUUUAGUUUGGGAAUCAAAAGAGAUUGAAGCAAUAUCAUCUCUUUUUCGUGGGAGGAUCCCUCAAAAACCUGGGAAAUUAGGUAGAGAAAGACCUCUCCCUCUUCCUGUUCCUUACAAGUUAAGGCCUUUAGGACUUCCUACACCCAAAAAACAUGUUAAUAAAAAGGUUUCUUUGAGACGGGCAUCUGUAUCCCGUCAAAUCUACAAGAACCCAAGUUUUCUUAUCGGUUUGGCCAAGGAGAUUAAAAUUCUUAACCCGGAUCAAGAUGUGUCUGUAGUUCUUGAUAAUUGCUAUCGUUACUUGCGUAAGGGGUCAUUAUCGUUAACCAUUCGAGAGUUGGGUCAUUUGGGUCUUCCUGAGAGAGCUCUGCAGACGUUCUGCUGGGUUCAGAAGCAACCUCAGCUUUUCCCUGAUGAUCGUGUUUUGGCUUCCACGGUUGAAGUUUUGGCGAGGAAUCAUGACUUGAAAGUGCCAUUCAACUUGGAGAAGUUUACUAGUUUGGCUAGUCGGGGCGUGAUUGAAGCAAUGGUUAAAGGGUUGAUUAGAGGUGGUAGCUUAAAGCUUGCCUGGAAGCUUAUUUCAAUUGCCAGGGAUGGUAAAAGAAUGUUAGACCCCAGCGUUUAUGCAAAGAUUAUACUGGAGCUGGGGAAGAACCCUGAUAAACAUGUGCUUGCAGCAGCAUUGUUAGAUGAACUUGCGGAAAGAGAAGAUUUGAAGUUAAGCCAGCAGGACUGUACUGCUGUAAUGAAAGUUUGCAUUAAGCUUGGGAAAUUUGAAGCUGUGGAAAGCCUGUUUAAUUGGUUUAGACAAUCUGGGCAUGAGCCAAGUGUAGUUAUGUACACUACUCUUGUUCACAGUCGUUAUAUGGAGAAGAAAUAUAGGGAGGCUUUGGCUGUGGUUUGGGAAAUGGAGGGCUCAGAUUGUCUCUUCGAUCUCACAGCUUAUCGUGUGGUUAUAAAACUUUUUGUUGCGUUGAAUGAUCUACCGAGGGCUGUAAGAUAUUUUUCGAAACUCAAGGAAGCAGGUCUCUCUCCAACAUAUGACAUAUACAGGAACUUGAUUACAGUUUAUAUGGUUUCUGGACGGCUGGCAAAGUGUAAGGAAAUCUGGAAGGAGGCAGACAUGGCAGGAUUCAUGUUUAACAAGGAAAUGGAAGCAAGGUUGUUGCAACUUAAAAGAGAAACGAGGUUAGUUGAAACACACUCAGAAAAACACUGGCAUUACAAAUUUAGUACAAGAAUGAAGGAAUUACUUGGCAGCUAA